AUGUGGAUUACACGGCUCUCCUUCCCCUUCUCCUCCUCCACCCUGCUCCUGCAGCUCCUGGUGCUCCUCUGGACCCAGACCCCGGUGCCCCCGGCCAGGGCCUGCCAGGAGGAGGAUAUGCCCAACCAGGUGAUCCUGGACUGGUUCCGCCAGCGUGUCUUGGAUGGUCUGGGGCUGGAUAAGGCGCCCCCGCUCGUCCCCAGAGACCCUGAGGUGGGCAGGCUGCGUCCAGAGGCUGGGCAUAGCCAGCGGAGGUCCUUCAGGGUGGGCAGGGCAGCCUGGGCGCACCACCACCAACGGCAGCACCAGGAGAACACCCAGGUCAUACUCUUCCCCAGCACAGACUCGACCUGCAACCUUGCAGACCCUCCAUCUGAGGACCCCUCCUCCAGACACUUCACUUAUUACUUCCAGCCCUCCAUCAAUAGCCAGGAGGCCGUGGUUACCUCUGCUCUGUUCUGGUUCUACGCUGGGGAGGCAGCAGCAUCCACCUACAACUCCUCCUCCUCCUCCGCCCCUCUCUUCAUCCUCACCUCGGACCAGAAGCUCCUCCAAGCGGCUGAAGGUCCGUUCAAGGCCGCAGCAGACGGCUGGGUCACGUACCGCUUCAACCUCCACCUCCACGGCGCCUUGGCAGAGAGCUCCUUUGUCCUGCAGGUGCGCUGCCUGGUUUGCGACUGUCGCGAGGCCGGGGAACCCGACAAAACGCCGUUCAUCCACCUCCACACCCAGCCCCGCGGGCCGGACCGCUCCCCUCGCCGCGCCCGGGUCACCAUCCCCUGGUCCCCCUACACCCUGGACCACCUGCAGCGCCCCUCACAGGGGGAUCAGGAGUACAGCGACUGCCGCCGUAUGGAGAUCAACAUCACCUUCGAGGAGCUGGGCUGGGACAACUGGAUCGUCUACCCCAAGGUUUUGAACUUCUUCUACUGUAAGGGGAACUGCACGGCCUUGGAGCGGACCACCACCAAGCUGGGGAUUAAGCAGUGCUGCGCCCCCGUCCCAGGAACCAUGAAGUCCCUGAGAUUCACCACCACUUCAGACGGAGGCCUGUCCUUCAAGUACGAGACCCUCACCAACAUCAUACCUGAGGAGUGUAGCUGUAUCUAG
Messenger RNA from Hypomesus transpacificus, 1110 nucleotides. It is a transcript of the gene inha, whose product is annotated as inhibin subunit alpha. The record is from RefSeq and is a predicted model, not a curated record. Gene Ontology annotation, molecular function: growth factor activity; cytokine activity. The coding region runs from base 1 to 1110 and encodes 369 amino acids. Gene Ontology annotation, biological process: SMAD protein signal transduction. The transcript is spliced from 2 exons. Lineage: Eukaryota; Metazoa; Chordata; Actinopteri; Osmeriformes; Osmeridae. Gene Ontology annotation, cellular component: extracellular region.